Molecule: messenger RNA, 3411 nt
Organism: Pistacia vera
Lineage: Eukaryota; Viridiplantae; Streptophyta; Magnoliopsida; Sapindales; Anacardiaceae
Exons: 3
Coding region: 1-3411 (1136 amino acids)
Source: RefSeq, a predicted model, not a curated record
AUGCCCUUGCCGUCGGCGGGGAACGACGUUUUUAGUGAUCCUUUGAAUUUUUCAUAUGCCCAGGCGGUGUCUAAACAUACAGACAAGGUUUCUAAGCAUGCAGACAACACAUCUUUCAAGUUACCAAUGCGUUUUCCGGUGGAUAUUGAUGGAGAGUUGGGCUUUGUGUUUUCAGAAUCAGAGAUGGUGAAGGUUGCGGAAGAUUUGAAGUUUGCCUUGGUGAUGAAGUUCAUGAGAUUGAGGCAUUCCAUAGACAAGUUACGUCUGCAUGUGGUGAAAAACUGGGGUCUGAUAGAGAUCCCACAGAUUAGUUUCAUGGAUGACUAUCAUAUAUUAAUUCACAUGAAAAAUGAACGUGACUUUAUCCACGGUUGGACACGGGAAGGAAGAUCUGUGGAGGGGAACCCAUUUCUACUAUUCAAAUGGACCAGGGAUUUUGACCUUAAGAAGGAAUCUCCUUUGGCUCCUCAAUGGAUUUUCUUACCAGGUUUGCCGAUGCAUCUGUACAGAAGGGAUUGUCUUCAAAUUCUAGCAACUCGGUUUGGCCAUUUCCUUGGCACUGAUAAUGCUACAUUGAAUAAAACGAGAGCUACGGGUGCAAGGUUGUGUAUUGAAAUGAAUCUUAAGGAGGAGCCUAUCAAAGGGUUCCCUAUUACCAUGUCAGCAAAUAGAAAUAUUUGGCAAGAAGUCAGGUAUGAAAAACCAGGUUUUUACUGCACCAGGUGCUGUAGACAAGGGCAUACAAAAGUGGUUUGUCGGAUAGGGGAGGCUGGACGGAAGGCAGGAGAGGAAAAAAAUAACAGAUCAUUGAUCCAGUACCAACAAGUUUGGAAAGAAAAAGUCAGUGAGGAAAGGAAAACAAGUGAGAAGAAGGGGGAGACAGGGCGUGUUGCGGAUAGAUUAAAGACAGGAAAUCUGGUGCAGUCUGACAAAGUGAGACAGAACGAGGUCCCAGGGAUUGACCAUAUUUCAUCUUUGGUAGGAGAUGAUUUUGCAGAGAAUUCUCGAAAGGACAUGCCUACGUUACAGAUCUCAGAGUAUAGGGAUUUGGCACAAAACAACUCUGCCGUAGAGUGUGAACUGGUGGAUGUAGCUAGUGUGGAGCCAGUGAUUAGAGAAGAGUCAGUUUCUUUGCAGGGAAAAGAGGGGGAGCGUAGGGAGGAGAAGUUUAAUGCAGGUAGUACAAUGGUGAGUUUGCUGGUUCAGGAAGAUGACCCGAACCAAGGUUCGUAUGAGGGGGGCAACACUGAUCUGAUUUCCGAAGUUCGAGAAGUGGAAUGUAGGACGAGGAGCGAAAGUAGAAAGGAGGUUGUCGGAAGGGAGGAUAAUCAUGGGACACUUUCAGAUCCAGAGGGUGAAGAUGAACCGAGUGCACUGGCUAGACAAAAACAGUAUAAUUCGGAGCCGGGGAGUAAGCAAACGAGUCGUAGUUCCCGUAAUCGGUUAAAAAGUUUAGUUAAGAAGUUUGGUGUGUCUAUUGUGGGAAUUCUGGAACCUUUUGCUGCGGAUGAUAAGAUGAGUCGUCUAGCCUAUUUGUUGGGGUUACCGAACCAUUGUAGUAAUGCGGUUGUUGACGGUAAGAUUUGGAUUUUCUGGAGUGAUGAUUGUGAUUGGGAGGUGUUAUCUAUGACUAACCAAUCAAUUUCAGGGAUUUUUCUGUUUGGGGAAGAGAACCUUUUCAUAUCUUUUAUCUAUGCUAAGUGCAGUUGUAUUGAACGUAGAGAUUUAUGGCAAAGCUUGGAGUUGGUUGAUUCUAAGGAAGAUCCAUGGCUGGUGGUUGGGGAUUUUAAUGUUUUUCGGGAAGAUAGUGAAAGAGUUGGGGGUCAUCCCAGGCCUAUUAUGUCAAUGGAAGAAUUUAAUAAUUGUAUUGAUCACUGUGGGUUAUUGGAUAUGCAGGUUAUGGGAAGACGCCUCUCGUGGUGUAAUGGCCAUGAGGGGCAUACUCGUAGUUGGGCACGUCUUGAUAGAGCUCUGAUUAAUAUACAUUAUGCCAACAGAUUUCCUUCAGCUUGCUUCGAGUACCUUAAUCGGAAGACUUCGGAUCAUUGUCCUAUGCUCAUUCAUGUCCAAAAGCAAGAGGUAGGCUACGGUCCUCAUCCGUUUCGAUUUCAAAACAUGUGGGUUACCCAUACAGAUUUCAGGAGAUGUGUUGAAGAAGUUUGGAAGGAACCUACUAUUUUUGUGGGUUUACGUCGGUUGGCGGAGAAAUUAAAGAAAACGAAACUUGCAUUACGGGCGUGGAACAAGAAAGUGUUUGGGCAGGUUGGGCAGAAUAUUAAAGAAUUGGAGGAGAGAUUGGAGGUUUUAGACAGCCAUUUACAAGGGGGUUAUGAUAAAGAAGUAGAAUGUGAUUACUUGAUUACAAAACUUGAAUUGGAUAUUUGGGAAAAACGUGAAGAACUUCGGCUUUCUCAAUUGGUGAAACAGAAAUGGCUUUCAGAAGGUGACCAAAACUCUAAAUUUUUUCAUGCAGUUGUGAAUCAACAGAGGAAAAGCAAUGUCAUAUCUCACAUGCGACUUGCGAAUGGUACGAGUCUGAAUUCUACGGAGCAGGUGGAUCUGACUCCCCUUAUCCAGAAGUCUGUAUCUGAGGAAAAUAAUUUGGCUCUUGUUGUAGCCCCGACAGAGACAGAGGUUCUGGCUGCGCUGAAAUCUAUUCCGAAAGAGAGUUCACCUGGACCGGACGGUUUUGGUUCGGGUUUCUAUCUAAGCUAUUGGGAUCUGAUCAAGGAGGAUGUACUCGAUGCUGCAAAGGAUUUCUUUUUGGGUACUACAUUACCUAGAUUUUAUACGGCAUCUUACUUGGUGUUGAUUCUGAAGGUAGAGGAACCUAAGAGUUUUGACAAGUUUCGUCCGAUCAGCCUUUGUUAUGUCGCGUACAAGAUUUUCUCAAAAGUGAUAGUUAAUAGGAUGACUCCUUUUUUAUCACAGUUGAUUUCUCAUGAACAAGGCGCUUUUAUUCUCGGCCGCAGCAUUUUUGAGAAUAUUACCCUAGCACAAGAAUUGGUUCAUUCUCUGAAUAAGAAAACAAAGGGUGGUAACAUUAUGGUGAAGAUUGAUAUGGCUAAAGCCUAUGAUCAUGUGGACUGGAAAUUCCUGUUAAAUGUGCUAACAUCCUUUGGGUUUUCCUCUCAGGUUUGUAAUCUUGUCAGGGAAUGUGUUACAUGCCCCUGGUUCUCUAUUAUGAUGAACGGGACGUCCAAAGGUUUCUUUCAGCCAGCUCGGGGUCUAAGACAAGGUGACCCACUUUCUCCAUAUUUAUUUAUUAUUAUGGAAGAGGUUCUGUCUAGAUUACUUUGUAAGAAUUUUGAAGAGGGUCGUAUUAGAUGUUACUCACAUCCAGUGGGUGCGCCUUUGGUAUCUCAUCUACUCUAUGCUGAUGAUCUCUUAGUGUUUGUGAAUGGGGGGUAA